This is a messenger RNA of Corythoichthys intestinalis (scribbled pipefish), 3397 nucleotides long. It is a transcript of the gene prmt7, whose product is annotated as protein arginine methyltransferase 7. Gene Ontology annotation, molecular function: protein-arginine N-methyltransferase activity. The coding region runs from base 1224 to 3125 and encodes 633 amino acids. NCBI's taxonomy places the organism in Eukaryota, Metazoa, Chordata, Actinopteri, Syngnathiformes, Syngnathidae. The transcript is spliced from 17 exons. The record is from RefSeq and is a predicted model, not a curated record. Gene Ontology annotation, biological process: peptidyl-arginine methylation.
AACGUACGAAAUCGAUUUCCGUUUUGGUGAAGUAAUAAGCUGCUUAAAGAGUUAAGAGAUUUAGUGCUGCAACGAACAAUCGAUUAACUCGAGAACUUCGUUUAGAAAAAAGCUUCGGAUCAAAUUUUGCUGCUUCGAGGAUUCGUACAAUUAAAGUGGCGUAAUGGUUUGUUUCGAAAGUCUUUGCAUUUAGUCUAGUGGCAACCGUGAAUAUGACACAACUCGUCUAAUGGCUGAAUCAUUCAGUCAUCUGAACCCUGUUAAGGCCAAUAAAAAGUUGUUUUUGUUUGAGCUAACGGUGUAUGUUUUUAUGCAUUCGUAAUUUAGUUUAGAAGUAUAUUUAGAUUUUUUUCUGUUGGAAUAUGUGUUUGGACGAUUUGAUAAGAGCAUUUUAAAAAAUACAAUAUACUUCACUAUCAUUUGAUGGGACACGGGGCGCGGGGCCGAUCCAUAAGGUGCCUGUAUUAAAAAACUUAAAAUUCAAUUAUUUUCAAAACCAAAGCCGCGAGCAACAUAAAACCAAAAGUCUCCAUGGGCAGCGGUAUAAAAAAAAAUUCAAAGUCUUGCCCUAAUACAAGAAAACUUCAAAUUGUUAUAAAAUUCUCAGAUUUUACGCCAGAUGCACAAAAAUUACCAAAUGCAGAGAUAAUCACCCAUAUUUAAGGAUCAAUAGCAAUAUUUAACAUAUAUCACUUUUUGCCCAAAAUUGCAACUUAAUUUUUUUAUUUAGUGCGAUUUUGACUUGUUUUCAACAGCUAAAAAUCAAUCAAUUUUCAUAUCAGAAACUUAAUACUUGAGGAAAGCCUGCAGAAUCAUCUUAAUUUUAUUCAACAUAAGCAAAAUUUGCAUUUUUCAAUAUACAAUUGUAGUAACUACAAAAAUAUGUAAUCAUAUUAAUAUAAAUUGUGGUUUCACAAUCAACAAAAUUCACCCUUAGGUUGAUUUUGUUAUUAAUUGUAUAAUUAAAAGGGAAAAGUAAGUGGAACUUUUGACACCGGAAAUGCUGCCGUCUGGCCUCGUCUUAGAUGUGGACUUCCGCCCAUAUUUCAGACUGAAUUUGGACAGUACGUGAGCAACAUCGUGUCCUCGUUCCUCAUGCACUUUUGUCUGUUCCACAGAAUAAAAAGUACUACGAGGGCAUCCGGGCAGCUGUGGCCCAUGUCAAGGCCCGGGGUGAGAGAGUCACUGUCCUGGACAUUGGAACAGGAACGGGCUUAUUGUCCAUGAUGGCUGUGACUGCUGGAGCUGACUUCUGCUAUGCAGUAGAGGUCUUCAAGCCUAUGGCUGACGCCGCCAAGUGCAUUGUGGAAAAAAAUGGCUUCCAGGACAAAAUCAAGAUUAUCAACAAACAUUCCACUGACAUUAGUGUUGGACUGGGCAAAGACAUGGAAUUGAAGGCCAAUGUUCUUAUUACAGAACUAUUUGAUACGGAGCUCAUUGGUGAAGGGGCUCUGCCUAGUUAUGAACACGCCCACCGGAAUCUUGUUCAGGAAGGCUGUGUGGCAGUCCCUCAUAAGGCCACAGUCUACGCCCAACUGGUGGAUUCAGAGCUGUUAUGGAGCUGGGCUCAGCUGCAGCCAAUAGAGAUGCAGGGUACCCAAUUGUUGCCUCCACCUGCUAUGGGCAAUUGCAGCGGCACUCAUUCAGUGUGUGACAUUCAGCUCAGCCAGAUUUCACCUCAUAGUUUCACCCUUUUGGGUCCAGUCUGCACCAUGUUCAGUGUGGAUUUUAGUAAGCCUGUCAGCAGUGCCCCCCAGUCCUACUCCUCGCAAUUUGUGGCUCAGACCAGUGGUCAGGCUCGGGUGGUUCUCUCUUGGUGGGAUCUAGACAUGGACCCCAGUGGAACCAUUGUCUGUACCAUGGCCCCCAGCUGGACAUACUCAAAUCCUAAGAUGGCACCAUGGAGAGACCACUGGAUGCAGAGUGUCUACUUUCUGCCUGCUCCAUGCAGGAUUGAUAAAGGAGAAGAUCUGAGUCUCACAGUCUGCCACGAUGACUACAGUUUGUGGUACAGCCUCCAAUCAAGCAGCCGACAGCAUUCAAAGGGCAACAUGAUUCUCCCACGACCGUCAUGCACAUGCCAAGCCCACUUGGUUUGGGAUCGACCACGAAUUGGUGAACUUAAUGACAAGGUUCGCACAGAGAGCUACAUCAAUGCACUGCGCAAUUCUUUCCAUCUCUCACUUUAUUGGCGCUCGGGUUGUGGAGACCGGUGCUUCAGCGGGAAGGCCAGAUUUCCCGCUCUCCAGGUUCUGAAGGAAGACAGUGUCUGUCUUGGAGUAAGUGAUGGAAGUCUUCUUCCUGUGUUUGCACAUCUCCUGGGAGCUAAAAAGGUCUUUAGUUUGGAAAACUUCAGCAUGACGAAACAGGUUAUUGAGCAGGUCCUGGAUGCCAACUCACUGAGGGGGCAAGUGGAGCUGCUGGACAUCAGUCCUGAACAGCUUACCAGUAAAGAUUUAGGAGGGGAGCAGAUCUCACUGCUCAUAGGUGAACCAUACUUCAGCACAAGCCUACUACCUUGGCACUCUCUUUUCUUUUGGUACUGCCGCACUGCACUGGCUGGCCUUCUUCGACCCGAUGCCACCAUCCUGCCAUGCUCCGCCACUCUUCAUAUGGUGGCUGUGGAGUUUCAGGAUUUGUGGCGGAUACGUGCUUUGUGUAAUACAUGUGAAGGAUUUGAUGUCACGCCGAUGGAGGAAAUGAUCCAGAAAUCACUGGAUUUCCGGGAGUCUCGCGAGGCGGAACCCCACCCUCUGUGGGAGUAUCCGUGCCGUGCUUUGACUAAGUCUUCUGCUGUUAUGACCUUUGACUUCACUCAAUGUGUCCCUCAACAACCUCUCAUCAGUCAUGGUUCUCUACCAUUCAUUAGGAGCGGUCACUGCCAUGGCUUAGCAGUGUGGUUGGAGUACGAUCUGACUACGGAUGUCUCGGUCAGUGUGGGUUUAACUAAACUGAUCGGUGAUCAGGGCCUCUGUGAGUGGAGUCGGCACAGUAAACAGGGAGUGUAUUUCUUCAGAUCAGGAUGGGAGACCUCAGGCACUGACAGAGAGGCUGUGUUUUACAACUUUGUCUUUGAUCCCAAUUCCGGAAAUGUCGAGAUGGAUUUUGAUGUCAAAUCAAAUUGAUGGAUAUGAAGCAGUUGUCAACAUUUCUUCUCACUUGGCCUUUCCAUUGAUUGACACAUGUUUUCAACACCCAAUUGAGCUUUUUUUCCCCCUCUUUUUUUAAUGGAGAGGGAAAAACUGCUGGGAUCAUUGUAUUGAGGCUGUGAAAACAUUCUCUGCACAGAAACCUUUCAAAGACGCACAAAAUGGCAUCCUUAAUGUUUAUUGACUGAACAACUGAUAAAGAUAAAUAAAUGGGCUGCUAACGUGAUCUGUUAAAAGCUCCAAGGAAA